Messenger RNA from Vitis riparia (riverbank grape), 572 nucleotides. RefSeq lists its product as uncharacterized. NCBI's taxonomy places the organism in Eukaryota, Viridiplantae, Streptophyta, Magnoliopsida, Vitales, Vitaceae. The transcript is spliced from 3 exons. The record is from RefSeq and is a predicted model, not a curated record. The coding region runs from base 42 to 215 and encodes 57 amino acids.
AGAGUUUUGAGUCUGAGAACAGAGAGAGGCAACGAGGCUCAAUGGCGAAGGGCUUCACCCUGAUUCAAACGGUGGCCACAGCUGGAGUCUUCUCUGCUGUUUCCUUCUGGUAUGGCUUCAUGAUCGGCAGAGAAUCCGCUCGCAAAGAGCUUAGCGAAUUGAUCGAAGAUCUCCGCCGCCAAAUUCCCGAUUCCUCCUCUCAUCCACAUCCUUGAAUGUGCUUAGAUUAAGGGUGGCAGAGACAACUGGGCUGUGAAGUGCUCUUAUUAAUAAACUGAGUCUAAGGAUGAAUCGUGUUGCCAAUGGUACUCAGACAUUGGUUGAAGCUUCUCCCUGGCCGCGUUUGUAUUGUAGAUUUGCUGUCUUGUUUCAUUCUCCUUGAUCAGAAACACACUGUACUAGAUCAUAGUUUUGGGGCUUUGACAUGUUCACUUCAUAGAAACCAACUGCUAUGUUUAUCUGUUGCUCAAAAAAGUAGUGUGGAACUAAUUUAUUUAGGCAGGUGAGAUUUAAAUUCAAAUGCUAAUGAAAAGGGUUAGUUGAGGUGGCAAUGGUCAUGUGGAGUUCUUGUA